ACUAUAUGGUAAAUUAAUUAUUGUUUGAAGUUAUGACAACAACGACGACAAUUCUUCAUACAAUAAAUGUAUCAAAUGCUUCUAUUGACAUUUGCAUUACGCAGCUGGAACCGAAACUGUAUCAAAUCACGACUAUUGUUACAACCAUUACAAUAUUAGUGAUAUGCAAUUCGUUCCUCUUGGUCGCUAUUGCCACAAACUGGACAGUUUUGCGUCAAAAUGUAGUAAACAGAUAUCUUACCAGCUGUUUGGUAUCUACAAUAGUGUUUUGUCUUCUGUCGUUGUAUGAAACGCUUCAUAGCCUAUUUCAUUGGGACAACAUUUUUGUAGAUGGAGGAGUGCUUCAAAGGUAUAAUACCAGCGAUGAGUCUCAUCAUUCUCUCAUGCAACGUGAUGCGUAUUUGAAAGUGUCAAUACCUGCAAUGCUUCUUGUAUCUCAGCUGAACAUUGCGGCUUUAAUAUACGCUGUCAGUGACAGCACUAACUUUGUAGGUCGAUAUAUCGAACCUCCUGCAUUUCGCAGUCCGAUGCGAAGCAAUAAUAAAACGACAACAUGGUUUAUGAGGUUACAACAACUCAAAUGGAAACGUUUCAAAUCCGACUUUCUUAUAAUUCUUGCUUGGAUGGUUCCAAUGAUAUUGUCAAUCCCAGUUCCGUUUGUGUGGAAUUGUUUAAGUUAUUGCAGAUGCCUGCCUAUGUACAGAGAUAUGCCAGUUUGCAUUCCACCUCCAGAAUAUGGAAUAGCUUGCAUGAGAAUGUGGCCACCGUUGACUCGAAGUUAUGUGAUAACAUUUACAUCGAUAUAUUUUAUUGCAAUGGUAGCAAUGUUUGGAUUGCUGAUUUCUACCAUUUGUAAGUUUUGCAAGAUGUAUACACCCAGAAAAUCAGAUACAAGAACAGAAACGAAAACCGAAAUCAAACAAUUCCGGAAAAAAAAUAUUUUACGACGAAAGAAUUCUAGAAAAGAAUCUUUAAAAGCAGCGAAAGAAAUCUUAAACUCAAGUGAUGAGAAGCCUGGCCAGAAAUCAACAUCUAAUUUUUUGAACAAAUCGAAUACAUUGAAUUUGAAAAGGACCCAAGUCACUGUAAACAGCAAGCGUCAACGUCGACCGCUUAGUGACACAGUGAAACUUCUUAUCGUGAUGACUUUGGCGUUGUUUUCAUCUGUAACUCCAAUGAUGCUUUUGUGCUUUUUUGAUGUUAUAAUUGAUCCAGGUCCUACGACUUCACAUUUUUCUCUCACAAUGGCAAUGACCUUCAUAUACGUUGGAUGUCUUCCAUUCAUUUUGCUCAAAUACAUGGGUGGCCUUCGUAAAGCUUGUAUAAAAAUUUUAGUAAAGUGUCCGUGUUUGCACACCACUGUUAUCAACGUCAAGCCAAGAACACUUAGACCGGCCUGGGCGUCGAACAGUAGAAGAUCUGCUAAAAAGAAACGAAGUAGUACUGCAAUAGGCACGUCUAAAAGUAUAAAAUGCUCCGAAAACGAAGAAAAUAUUUUGAAAGUAGAAGAAAACACUUCCGCCAAGCAAAAUGAAAUUGAAAACACGGCUAUGUCUACAAAUACACACCACGUAGAUGUAUACGAGGUUUUCGCAGAAAAAAUUGUUAAUGAAAUUCUUCAAGUUAUAGCAACGAAAACACCAGUCCAAGUCACUUGACUAAUAUUCGCGAUAUUCUAUACAACUAUACCCGUGAUAUAUUACUGGUGUCAGUAAGAAACACCAAUCCAAGAUAUAUCCACCAUGACAAGUGAAUGGGCUAAGGCUUUGCUUUCGAAGGAAACGUAUUUAACGAACACAAGGGUAAAUAUGUAUAUGGAUUUAUAAUACAGCUGAAUUCACGUAUUAUCAUGACGCUGACCGUCAAUAUCGCUACUCAUCAUUGGUUAGUAUUGGACAGUGAUAUAUAUAUAUGUACUUUCUCGUGAGCUCCACCUUGUAGAAUAAACUAAACGGCACAACAACGGCUAACACUUAAGUUCCUGGUAAGAAUAUUGAAAAAUGCCGAUUCUGUUAGAUAUUGUUAUGAUUUAAUUAAGAGCUUGGCGUAUGUUGAAAAUACUUAAAGUCGUGACAAAAAAAGCAGAAGCAACAAACCUCGCAAAUCAUCGUCAUGAAAAUUAACUUUCCUUUCAACUUUAAUCCAUAUUCAUCAUUGUGACUAAACGCUUUUAAUGCAUGAUCUUUCUCGAGCAUUAGUCUGUGUCUCAUAAAGUCAUAUAAUUGACCAGAAAUAAAGUUCAAACUUCAUUCAUAUUAUAUAUUUAGACAUAUCACCGAGAAAAAUAUUUAUGUUUCAUCAGAACUAUAUUUGUGUUUUAUUAAAUCAAUAUAUAUUGUUUAUUUGCAUUCUAUUUAUUGUUAAAUCUGCAUUAAAAAUAUAUAUAGCAACACCUUUUUCAUAUUGUUUAAAUCACUAGAUAAGGAAGUCACCCAUGUCCGCCGACGGUAAAUGUGAACAUAUAAACUUGAAAACCAGGCUUUACAAUAGUCUACGCUUCGUUCUCUUAAAAAAUCCCUUAAGCCCCUGAACUUUUAUUCGGACAACGGGUACUAAUUUAUAGCUUUGAUACCCUAGUCAAAUAGUUUUAAAUUUUUAAA
This is a messenger RNA of Styela clava, 2600 nucleotides long. RefSeq lists its product as uncharacterized. NCBI's taxonomy places the organism in Eukaryota, Metazoa, Chordata, Ascidiacea, Stolidobranchia, Styelidae. Gene Ontology annotation, cellular component: plasma membrane. Gene Ontology annotation, molecular function: neuropeptide receptor activity. Gene Ontology annotation, biological process: neuropeptide signaling pathway. The record is from RefSeq and is a predicted model, not a curated record.